AUGGAUAGGAACAUUCUUGAUGCUGCAAAGGGUGGAGCACUUGUCAAUAAAACUCCAACUGCUGCCAAAGCCUUGAUUGAGAACAUGUCACUCAACUCCAAACACUUCACAACCAGAACAAGCCAAAGGAUCAAACCAACUCCUGCCCAAACAGUUGUGAAUCCAAAAGGCCCUAAUGCUAAUGUGAGUGCAAUUUCUUUGAGAUCCGGGAAGGGUACAAAGUAUGCAAAUUUUUUGAAAGACUUGUGCACAAGUAAGAGAAGGUUGAAGGGAAAUGAGAGAGUAAAUUUGGGACAAAUUAUUUCAGCCCUUAUCCAGCCUAAACAUUCACCUGAAAAAGCUACUGCUUCAUCCCUCAAUCAGGUCAUACCCCAAAAGUGCAAGGAUCCAGGAACUUUUGCUAUUCCAUGUACCAUUGGGGAUAGUAAAUUCGAAAAUUGCAUGCUUAAUUUGGGAGAGGGCAUUAAUGUUAUACCUACUUCUGUUUAUAAUAACCUUGAUCUUGGUCCUUUGCAACAUACAAGUUUAAUCAUUAAACUGGCGAACAGAAGAAAUGCGCGCCCUAUUGGAGUAGUGGAAGAUGUGCUUGUUCAAGUUAAUGACUUGAUUUUUCCUGCGGAUUUUUACAUUCUGGACAUGUAUGGAAAAACAAAUUCAAGAAGAUCACCCGUCAUUUUAGGAAGACCAUUCAUGAAAACGACAAAAAUAAAAAUUGAUGUUGACGGUGGAAUCGUGUCCAUGGAAUUUGGUGACAUUGUCGCGAAAUUUAAGAUUUUCGAUGCCAUGAAACAUCCCUUGGAGGAGCAUUCCAUUUUUCAUAUUGAAUUGAUGUCUGAGUUUGUUGAUGCCAUUUUUUCUGAAUUGUUUUCACUUGAUUUCCAUCUCUAUCUGGGUUUGAUGUUGCUUAUUCAUGGUAACAUUUCUCCUACAAGUGAAGUUGUCAUUGAAGCUGUUUAUGCAGUUGAAGCUCUCGACAUCCCGGCUGCCCCAAACAUCCCAUCCAUUGAGCAACCACCUUCCCUAGAGUUGAAACAACUCUCUGAAAAUCUAAAUAUGGUUUUGAGGAAGCAUAAAAAGGAGAUUGGGUGGACAUUGGCUGACAUAUCAGUCAUUAGUCCCUCAAUGUGUAUGCACAAGAUUUUACUUGAAGAUGGUUGUAAAAUAGUGAGGCAGCCCCAAAGAAGGCUUAAUGCUUUGAUUCUUGAUGUUGUGAAGAAAGAGGUAACCAAACUCUUGCAAGCAUGUAUCAUAUAUCCUAUCUCUAACAGUAAAUGGGUAAGCCCAUUGCAGGUUGUACUUAAGAAAUCUGGACUCACAGUAGUCAUAAAUGAAAAUAAUGAACUUGUUCCCACUAGAGUUCAAAAUAGAUGUAGAGUUUGUAUUGAUUAUAGGAGAUUGAAUCAGGCUACUAGGAAGGAUCACUUCGCUUUCCUGUUCAUUGACCAAAUGCUUGAACGACUAGCUGGUAAAUCACACUAUUGUUUUGUUGAUGAUUUUUCAGAUAGAUGCCUCGAAACUGACCUUGUUUUAAAUUAUGAAAAAUGUCAUUUUAUGCUCGAACAUGGAAUUGUCUUGGGUCACAUAAUUUAUGAAAAGGGAAUUUCAUUAGACCCUACUAAGGUUGAUGUUAUUUCUAAACUUCCUUACCCAUCUUGCAUUCGUGAGAUUCGUUCUUUUCUUGGUCAUGCAAGUUUUUACAGGCGCUACAUAGAGGAUUUCAUCAAGAUAACUCUUCCGUUGUCAAACUUGUUGAAGAAUGACGUAACUUUCAACUUCGAUGAUAAUUGCAAAAAGUCUAAUUACACCACCACUGAAAAGGAACUUCUAGCUAUUGCUUUUGCUCUUGAUAAAUUCAGAUCAUAUUUGCUAGGUUCCAAGGUUACUGUUUUUACUGAUCAUGCAACUUUAUAA
Messenger RNA from Lathyrus oleraceus (garden pea), 1911 nucleotides. RefSeq lists its product as uncharacterized. NCBI's taxonomy places the organism in Eukaryota, Viridiplantae, Streptophyta, Magnoliopsida, Fabales, Fabaceae. The record is from RefSeq and is a predicted model, not a curated record. The transcript is spliced from 7 exons. The coding region runs from base 1 to 1911 and encodes 636 amino acids.